CCAGACUCCGCCUCUUUCUCCUUCUCCAGCGCGAGCCGCGGAUGAGGCGCACGAGCGGCCACUCGCGCGACACUUUUCUCUCGCGCCCAGUCAACGGAUUCACACAGCCGAGUAACGGGAACGGACUCCGGGCUUCUGUGGACCGCUAGACGGUGACGCUGUGCCUUACAGCCAGCAUACAGGACUAUGAAGGUGGCACCAAUCUCCAGUCUACAGCACUUGAACCUGGGUAGAUAGGACCGAAGAAUCCAACAUGAGGACUUUUAUGGCGUUCCUGUUAUGGGCAUGGGCUGCCCACAGCGUGGACGCCAUGUCGCUUUCAAGAGGAAAGGAAGCAUCCCGGCAAGAGAGGAACACAGAGAUUCUGAAGCGAUCCAAGCGAGGAUGGAUGUGGAAGCAGUUCUUCCUGCAGGAGGAGUACACCGGCAGUGACCAUCAGUACAUCGGCAAGCUUCACUCCGAUAUGGAUCGAGGUGAUGGCACAGUGAUGUACGUCCUGACCGGAGAAGGUGCCGGAACCAUCUUCGUGAUAGAUGCAAACUCAGGUGAUCUGCACGCCACACGCAGCCUGGACCGAGAAGAGAAGCCGUAUUACACGCUCCGAGCUCAAGCCGUCAACAAGAUGAACGGCCAGCCCCUAGAACCCGAGACCGAGUUCAUCGUCAAACUCCACGACAUCAACGACAACGAGCCCAAGUUUGAGAAGGAGGUUUACACGGGUAGCGUCCCCGAGCGGUCGCACAUCGGAACUUCGGUUAUACAGGUGACAGCCAACGACGCAGACGACGAGAUGUUUGGCAUGAGCGCAAAACUGGUCUACAGCAUCAGCCAGGGUCACCCUUACUUCUCCGUCGAGUCAAACACAGGCAUAAUCCGGACAGCCUUAGGGCCCUCAGACAUGGACAGAGAGCAGAGGGAGCAUUACCAGGUAGUGAUCGAAGCCAAGGACAUGGCAGGCCAGAGAGGCGGCUUAACAGGCUCCACUACAGUCAACAUCACGCUGACUGAUGUGAACGACAAUCCUCCUCAGUUUGCCCAGAGUGUGUAUCAGUUCAGUGUUCCCGAGCUGAGUGAGCCCGGUGCCAUAGUGGGUCGGGUUAUAGCUACGGACGCCGACAUUGGGCUGAAUGCAGAGAUGGACUACACGUUGGUGGGUGGAGACGGCCUGGAUGCUUUCUCGAUAAGCGCCAACAAAAGCACGCAGAACGGCAUCAUCAGCGUCAGAAAGCCUCUCGAUUACGAGAAAAAGAAGUCGUACACGCUGCAGGUGCAGGUACGCAACACGUACCCGGACCCGCGCUUCGUCAGCGUAGACGCUAAAGACAUGGCUACGGUGCGCAUCAACGUAGAGGACAUGGACGAGCCACCGAGGUUCGAGCGUCUGAGUUACAGGAUGGAGGUGAAAGAGGACGCGGCUGUGGGCACCGUCAUUGGGUCGGUCAGCGCCGUGGAUCAGGACGCACGCCGCAACCCCGUCAAGUACACAAUUGAUCGGCACACAGACGUGGACCGGAUAUUUAACGUGCACGCCGGGAACGGGUCUAUAUUCCUGCAGAAGCCUCUCGACCGAGAAGACCUCGCGUGGCACAACAUUUCAGUGAUCGCAGCCGAAUUCAAUAACCCCCAGCAGACGAGUCGAGUGCCCGUGUACAUCCGUGUGCUGGAUGUGAACGAUAACCCACCGGCGCUCGCCUCCUUCUACGAGACCUUCGUGUGUGAAAACGCUAAAUCCGGUCAGAAAAUCCAGACAAUAACAGCAGUGGAUCGGGACGAGCCUCAAGGAGGCCAUCGCUUCUUCUUCUCGCUGGCACCGGAGAGCUCGGUGAAGGCCAACUUCUCAGUGCAAGACAAUGGAGACAACACUGCAGGGAUCUACACACGACGGACAGGUUUCCGGCAGGUACAGAAAAGCUUGCACCUGGUCGCCGUGGUGAUUUCGGAUGGCGAAUUUCCCAUGAUGAGCAGCACGGGAACACUGACGGUGCGAGUGUGUACCUGCGACCGAGAUGGAAACAUGGAGAUAUGCAACGCCGAGGCUCUGAGCGGCACGGCCGGACUUAGCACCGGAGCGCUGGUGGCUAUUCUGCUCUGCGUGCUCAUCCUGCUUCUGAUCGUUGUGCUGUUUGCUGCACUGAAGCGCCAGAAGAAGAAGGAACCUCUGAUCAUCUCCAAAGAGGACGUCAGGGACAACGUGGUGAGCUACAACGACGAGGGCGGCGGUGAGGAGGACACGCAGGCCUUCGACAUCGGUGCUCUGCGCCACCCGGAGGUCAUGGAGGAAAGCAGCAAACUGAGACGUGACGUGGCGCCAUCUGAUCCUCCGUACCCUCCACCUCCGCUCCGCCGCAUGGCUGUGCCAUCCCGGGACAACUCGGACGUGAGGAACUUCAUCACACAGCGCGUUCAGGAGCACGACAGCAGCCCUGCGGCACCACCCUACGACUCUCUGGCCACAUACGCCUACGAGGGCGAGGGAUCGGUCGCCGAAUCGCUCAGCUCGCUCGGCUCCGGAUCGUCUGAAUCGCCGCAUGACUACAGCUACCUGAACGAAUGGGGGCCACGCUUCAGAAAGCUGGCCGAUAUGUACGGGGCUGACGACAGCGAAUGGGACUCCUAACACGCCUAACUCAGCUUCCUUCGAGCGGAAUUCUUACGCAGCGUUGCAUUUCUUACAAAGUGGAAUUCUUACAAAGUGUCCUUCUCCCUCGCCCAGCUCCAUCUGGCAGACGUCUCACGGAUGCCGAUUUUCUGCAAAGCAGACACUUUAAAACACGGAGGCGUCCCUUGACUUCUGCGGCUCUCUGGAACGAAGCCGGUCACGGCGAGGCCUACUUUAUGGAUAAUCCCACCUGAAAACUGACAUUUAGAAACAGCGUGCGGAAUACGGAUCCUUACAGACUCCUUCCCGAGAAACGCCUCGGCGCCGAAACCGACUGGUUUUUACGAAGGACCAAACUUUUUAGCGAGGUGUCUGAAGCUUAAGCGCUAAAAACGUCCGGCUCUCGCUUCACUCUGCCGGCGUCAUCUGUAUGCUUUUUUUUUUCAUUUCUGACCUUUUUUUUUUUUUUUGACUUUUUCAAUAUUACUUUUGACGUACACACAUCUGUCAGUGCUUCUCCGAGCAGACAUGGUGCUUCAGAAAUUUGGGUCGGGUAAAAGGUGUUUUGGUGAUUGGCACUCGUUUUCAUCAUCUACUGGAGAAAAUGCCAGAAGCUUCCAAUUAUCUACUCGCUCAUAGGCAGGAAAUGUGACUCGCAUUUUUGGCACACAUCUCCACUACAUCCCUCCAUCUUACAUCCCUACACACCAGAAGCCUAUUUACAAAACCACCUCGUGCUAAACAAAAACUUACGCCUUCCUUUCCAACAGCGUCCAGUUAUAUUUUUUAAGAGGAAAGAAAACCGACAGGAUGAUCGACCCCUGCCCUUGUUUUUUUCUUCCCCUACAAGUAUUACCCCCGGCGUAUGCUGUGCGUGCUAAUAACCACGUCCGUGUACUGUUCCUCUCCUCUUUCUGUGCUGUUUUUUCUUCAUCCCCUCUCUCCGAAUGAUAAUCGCAGCGCUCCCGUGUUGAGUUAUGACUGGGAUGUUAAAAUAAAUCACCGCCCUUAUAUUUUUGCCCUCUGCGCCAGCCACAAAAAUGAGUCUGGAAUUGGAUUCGCCGCCUCCGUUAUGGAGGGGAUGAAAAGAGGCUCUUUUUUUUUAAAGAAUAUACAUAUGAUUGUAGUCGGCUUGCGAGGAGCGGGUAAAUAUUUGUGGUUUAGGCGUGCAGAGUUCACCUGCAAUAUUCCCGUGCUUUGUCAGUGAUAUACUGUAAAAUAAAGGUGAUGCUAACUCAUGUUGUACCAAAAAAAAAAAGAAAAAAACGUGGUUUAAUGAAACAAUGCGUGUGUUUUUUUUUCGGGAGACUAGAUGAUGUCCAUGUACUACUUUGCUUUGUGAUAUUUUGUACCAAAUAUUUAUAUUACAUAACACAACUAAAUAUUCUUGAAAACCGUCCAGCUGAUGUUGCUGUUUUCAGUGUGUUUCUGGAGCUGUGGAAACUCCAUGCAGUUCAUAUGAUGUACAGAUUUCCUCUUAUUACAAUAAAUGUUUUCUUUUACAGAA
Hemibagrus wyckioides is the source of this 4106-nucleotide messenger RNA. It is a transcript of the gene cdh6, whose product is annotated as cadherin 6. NCBI's taxonomy places the organism in Eukaryota, Metazoa, Chordata, Actinopteri, Siluriformes, Bagridae. Bases 254 to 2617 code for a protein of 787 amino acids. Gene Ontology annotation, molecular function: cadherin binding; calcium ion binding. Gene Ontology annotation, biological process: multicellular organism development; cell morphogenesis; cell-cell junction assembly. The transcript has 12 exons. The record is from RefSeq and is a predicted model, not a curated record. Gene Ontology annotation, cellular component: plasma membrane; adherens junction; catenin complex.